UUCACACUCCUUUCAAAGUGCUGCUGCCAUUGAACCAGGGGGCAAGUCGACUUUGGGGCAGGUCUGGAAAAAAAAAUACCGGUAUUCUAUGGUCGAGGUGCCUUUUAAAGAAGGGUCUUUUUUUUCUUUUUUUGGUGCCAACAUCACUCGCAGAGAUCGAAGGAUCCAUUGCUGAGUUCUCUUCACACCUCUCGCUUUUGUUGGUCCUUCUCUCCUCCACGACAUCAUCAGUAGUCUAUCUUUUUACAGUACACGUCGUUCUUUCGUUGCGGUGGCACUGAACGCCCCCUUGGUGAUCAUAAUACCCCCUCCCCUCCCCCCCCUCCCCCUGCUUCCAGCAUUGGGCAGGCUUUGGAGCACCUCAAGUUUGGGAUUGAUUCCAAACACUCUCUCCGUUUGCGGCAGAGUUUGCUAGGUUGACUCUUGCUUGCACAAAAAAACAAAAACAAAAAGUCGGCGGUGUUUGCUAACGGUUCGUUUCCCACCUCCUGGCUUCCGACAUACAACUUCCGAAUAUUAACCGGAGGCAAACAAUUCGACGAUUGCGCUCUUUUUGCCUUCCUUCUAUUCACACGUUAUAAUUCUUGUUUUUUUUCUUCUUUUUCUUUUCUUUGGCGUCAAGGACCGAGUGUUUCUUGCUCCCGGUGGCUGGUGUAGUUCUCUAUUGGGCUUGUCUGGCUUCCGUGAGGGAAAAGCGCCUUUAGCCCUACCUCUCCCCAAUGUCGACGCAGGAAGAAGGAGUUGACCCACCGCAAACAUCAGAAAGUGGCCCACCGGUGCUUGCAAGUGAGAGAGCUCCAUCUGUGGCGGUGAUAGAUAAUAGUACACGUGACAACAAAUCAACGAAAAUGCUAAGCGAUGGCGGGUUUCUGGCGGUCCCUGGGGCUCGUUCACCCAGGAACUCCAUCGGGACCCCCUCGUCCGAGGGAGAUGUGACUCUGGUCCCGGGUCAACCCGUAGUUUCGGGCGCAACGACGGCUGGUAAAUCGCUUCAUGAGGACGAUGACCCGCUUAGGCCAUACACGCCAGAUGAUCCCGAGUUUAUUGUCGAAGAUAAUACUUUUGCAUUCACCCCUGGCCAGCUGGGGAGGUUGUAUAUGCCAAAGAGUCAUGCGGCUCUGAGAGCCUUGGGAGGUCUUCGGGGGUUGGAGAUUGGCCUGCGGACUGAUAGGAGAGCUGGUUUGAGUCUUGACGAAACAUCGCUGGAUGGGAGAGUCACGUUUGAACAGGCAGUUAAUCAUCGGGCGAGUGGUGGUGGGGAGCAUAGUUCAAGAGGGGGCCCGCUCGCGACCGCUGCGACAAAUGAGACUGCACGUGCGGGGGAUUUGAAGAGUGAUGCUUUUAGGGAGAGAAAGCGUGUUUUCAAGGAUAAUCGACUACCCGUAAAGAAAACCAAGAACAUCUUUCAGUUAAUGUGGAUCGCCUUUAUGGACAAGGUACUGCUUUUGUUGUCGGGCGCGGCUGUGAUUUCGCUGGCUUUGGGACUGUAUCAAACUUUUGGCGGUCAACACAAGAAGGGUGAAGGCGCUAAGGUCGAUUGGGUAGAAGGUGUGGCUAUUAUGGUAGCUAUUAUCAUUGUCGUCGUCGUAGGAGCCGGAAAUGAUUACCAGAAGGAGAGGCAGUUCGUCAAAUUAAAUAAAAAGAAAGAAGAUCGCACUGUCAAGGUAAUCCGGUCUGGUAGAUCUCUGCAGAUCUCUGUUUUCGACCUUCUUGUUGGUGAUGUUUGUCAUAUGGAACCUGGUGAUCUUAUCCCCGCGGAUGGUAUCUUUAUCUCGGGCCACAACGUCAAGGCCGACGAGUCCUCUGCUACCGGCGAAUCGGAUCAAAUGAAGAAAACUGCUUCCGACGAGGUUAUGGCCAAGAUCGAUGCUAAUGAUCCCGGAAUUCACAAAUUGGAUUGCUUCGUUUUAUCUGGUAGCAAGAUUCUCGAGGGCAUCGGCACUUUUAUGGUCACCAAUGUUGGUGUUCACAGCAGCUUUGGUAAAACCAUGAUGGCAUUGAGAGAGGAAACCGAGGCUACGCCUUUGCAAAUGAAGCUUAACAACUUGGCUGAAGCGAUUGCGAAGCUCGGUGGAGCCUCCGCUUUACUCCUCUUUAUCGUUCUCUUAAUCAAGUUCCUGGUUCAGCUUAGGGGCAGUGAUGAGACACCAUCUGAAAAGGGUCAGAAGUUCAUGCGCAUUCUCAUUACGGCAAUUACCGUUGUCGUUGUUGCUGUGCCGGAGGGACUUCCGCUUGCUGUCACACUUGCGUUGGCUUUUGCGACAACUCGCAUGCUGAGAGAUAACAAUCUUGUUCGUGUCUUACGUGCUUGUGAGACAAUGGGAAACGCAACGACAAUUUGCUCCGAUAAGACCGGCACACUUACGCAGAACAAGAUGAGUGUGGACCAGUUGAUCGCGGCGGAUUCUCAAGGGGAUGUUUCAAUUACCGAAUUUGGUGGCGAAGUGACUUUCAUUGGAUCUAAAACCGAGACCGCUUUGCUUGGGUUUGCGCGAGACUUCUUAGGCAUGGGGCCAGUCAGUGAGGAGCGUGCUAACUCUGAAAUUGUUCAACUCAUCCCCUUUGAUUCUGGAAGGAAGUGUAUGGGCUCUGUUAUCAGGCUACCUAACGGCAAAUAUCGUAUGUUCGUCAAGGGUGCCUCUGAGAUACUUUUGGCCAAGUGUACCCGGAUUGUUAAUGACAUUUCGGCGUCGGAGGUAUUGGAAUCACAGCUCACGGAGGAGAAUAUGGGCGCUUUGAACCAGGUUGAAUUUGGUGAUGUCUUUGGGGAUAUGGUUUUCUUAAGCGUCGUUGGUAUUCAGGAUCCUCUUCGUGAUGGUGUUCCGGCCGCUGUAUCCGAGUGUCAAAAGGCUGGAGUUUUCGUUCGUAUGGUUACUGGCGAUAAUUUAAUUACUGCUAAGGCUAUUGCUACUGAAUGUGGAAUUUAUACCUCCGGCGUCCUCGCUCGUUCUAGUCCUGAGGAUAAGAGAAUUCUGGUUCGCAGACUCAAAGAGCUCGGCGAGACUGUUGCGGUGACGGGUGACGGAACUAACGAUGGUCCGGCUUUGAAAAUGGCAGAUGUUGGUUUCUCUAUGGGCAUUGCUGGAACUGAGGUGGCGAAGGAGGCCUCCGCGAUCAUUCUUAUGGACGACAACUUUGCUAGUAUUGUUAAGGCAAUCAUGUGGGGUAGAGCUGUCAACGAUGCCGUCAAGAAAUUCUUGCAGUUCCAACUUACGGUCAAUAUCACUGCAGUGCUUCUAACCUUCGUUUCCGCUGCUGCUUCUGAUGAGGAGAGUUCUGUCUUGAGCGCUGUUCAACUCCUUUGGGUCAACCUUAUCAUGGAUACUUUUGCCGCUCUUGCUUUGGCUACUGAUCCCCCUACCCGUGUAAUCCUUGACCGCAAACCGGAUCCUAAGUCGGCACCCUUGAUUACUAUUACCAUGUGGAAGAUGAUUCUCGGUCAGGCCGUCUAUCAGCUUGUUGUUACGUUUAUUCUCAACUUCGCCGGUAUGAAGAUUUUGGGUUAUCAUACCGAACAUGAGAAAAGUGAACUCAAAACAUUGGUCUUCAAUACUUUCGUAUGGAUGCAGAUUUUUAACCAAUACAACAAUCGCCGGCUUGACAAUAAAUUUAAUAUCUUUGAGGGUGUCCAGAACAAUUGGUUCUUCAUUGGUAUCAACUUUAUAAUGGUUGGUGGACAGGUUAUGAUUAUUUUCGUUGGUGGCGAAGCGUUUGGUGUUGUCGAACUCAACGGUGUCCAAUGGGGUAUCUCAAUUAUUCUCGGGGCCAUCUCAAUUCCUGUGGCUGUUAUCAUUAGGUUGAUUCCGGAUCAAGUCUUGGCUAAAAUCUUACCCGACUGGAUGAGCAAGAAGGAGAACAGCAACAUCUAUGUCCACAACCAGGAUCGUUUCCAAUGGAACGAUGGAAUCGAGGCUGUUCGUGAUGAACUUGCGUUCCUCAAGAUGGUUCGUGGCGGUCGUCUUAACCAGCUCAAGUUUAGCCGCCAGAAUGUGAAGCAGAGCUUCUCGCACAUUUUCCGCCGUGGCGCACCUGAGGGCGAAAUUCAUACUGCCGAGGACGGCACUCUUCCGCCACCUUCUCCAAGCUCCCAGCGCCGCAGACGAUCGAGGUCGAAUUCGGCCUUCGCUGCAGCUGCUAUGGUGCCUUCUAUUGUGGCUGGUAGUAUCGGCGGUUGGUCGCCAAUCGAGAAGCCCAGCGAGGAGGGUGUAAUAAGGCUCCCAUCUCGUGGGGAGUCACAGGACGGAACUCUUGCUCCUCCCUCAUUAAAUCCUAACGAUAACAUCCGAGAAAUCUCAUCAUCCUCAAACGAGAAGAUGCUUACCCUUCCAAAAAUUUAAUGUAUAUUUAAUCGAUUUCCUCUCGCGUCGCUAUUCAUACACGUUCGUGGCUAUCAAGCGGUCAGGGGAGUAAGGUUAGUGUUUUUUUAGUGUUUUUUUAUAGAAAGGGGAUGGGUUGCUGGAAUUGAUCUAAAAAAACAGCUUGUUUUAUUUUCUCUUCCUUUUUACACUGCGUCUAUCAUAGCACCGUCUGGGCUUAACUCUAACAGCAGUAGCACUCUGGCUGAAGCUAAUAUCAAAAGCACGAGGGAAAAAAGAGGUCAAACCUCAAUUUCGAAUUUGGAUGUUCCGACCCUCUCCUUGUCCUCCACUCUUUUUUUGUAAUCAUGUUUGGCCCUCCUUCCCUUGUCACAUUUUCAUAAUCUUGUUAGGGUAUUAUUUACUCACCAUCCUUCCGUUUUCACUAUCGUCGCCGCGACAGCCUACAUAUAUACCUGCCUACUUGCCUGCCUACUCAUUACCCCUUUCCUUUCCAAACACGGCCCCGGUUUUCGGCCACAACAAAAAGUGGUUUUAUGCGGGGUGUUUUUGCAUUUUUAUUUCUUUUGUUCUAGGCCAUUUUUUCUUUGCUUUUCCCAUCUUUCUCUGGAAAGAAAAAAUCUCCUGAUGGGAUAUGACACGUCUGGUUUCUUUUAUAUUAUAUAUGUAAACCUUUUGACUGUCUCUAACCUCAUGACGGUGUUGACUGGAUAUUGUGGAUUGGAUUGAACCAAGCUCGGCUUAGAUGGAUGGGGGUUGUAAAAUUACUUCGUGGGGGGAGGUUGUUGUGUAUAGCAUAGCUUAUUGGUUCUUUCCCCCGUUUCUAAUUACUGAAACAUUUGUUAUCAUAAAUAGACUUUCUUUUCUCCA
Messenger RNA from Tuber melanosporum (Perigord truffle), 5186 nucleotides. RefSeq lists its product as uncharacterized. NCBI's taxonomy places the organism in Eukaryota, Fungi, Ascomycota, Pezizomycetes, Pezizales, Tuberaceae. The record is from RefSeq and is a predicted model, not a curated record. Gene Ontology annotation, cellular component: intracellular membrane-bounded organelle; membrane. Gene Ontology annotation, molecular function: ATP hydrolysis activity; ATP binding; P-type calcium transporter activity. The transcript is spliced from 10 exons. Gene Ontology annotation, biological process: calcium ion transmembrane transport; intracellular calcium ion homeostasis. Bases 720 to 4337 code for a protein of 1205 amino acids.